CAUAUUUAUUUGCAUCAUGGAUCUUUAUCCACUGUUGAAAUGGAAAUGGUUACUUUCAUCCCAUAGAGCCACCUGUCCACAAAACCCUACCGAAUACGUAUUAGAAUAUCACUUUGUCUACAGAAGUUAUUUCUAUGGAAGUGGAUCUCACUUCUGCUUGUUCAGUCGUUAAAUUCAUCUGUCCUUUCCUCUCAUUGAUUGUUGAUCAGCAUACCCACAACAUCCUCUUUGUGUAAAAACUACAAAUCCUGCUGAUGACUAAACAGUCAGAGGUUGUUUCUGCUCUAAACACGAGUCCUACUAAUAGGUAGAUUUCCAUGUGCUGAUAUAUUAAUCAAAAAUGUAUUUUACAUGCCCAGGAAAAUAGUUAAUUUGGACUGUUAUAACUCCUGGUCUGCAAACUAUCCCUUAUUUCUCCACUUGCCAGAGAAAAGAAUAAACAGAAGAUAUUGUUACAGCCUCUUUGGGGGGGCAGUUUGUUGAGCCAUUUUUAGCUGGCUAUUUUUAGCUGGUAUCCUGAAAGCAAGAUACGCACAACUUAAAAGUAUGAUGCAACAAUUUAUUAGUUAUAACAGACAAAAUAUACUUAAGAUUUAGCAAGCUCUCAGGCCAAACAUCUGUAUUCUGCUCCCAGAUUCUGACCAAAAUUCAGGCAGGGGAGGAUCAGAUUCUGCAGCUCCCAGGUGUGGCAAAGCAUCAUCUGCCAGCUCCAUCAACACUGAUGACAGUGUCACUUCACCUGAUGACCCAGCGAUUCCUGGGUGACUAGCCCUUGACUAACCCGACUAGCCUUACUAUUUUGUUUUCUUUGUUUUUUUUCCUUUAGGAGAUUAAACCUUUCCAUACUGAUGUUUUCUUCUUGAAUCCCAGCAGUACUGCCAAUCUCUGUCAAUAGUUUUUAUCUGUAUCUGUAGUUAAAGUGCAGUCAUUUGUUCUAGUAACAGGCAAAUAGAAAGCUACGUUUAGCAGUAUUGUCCCUGUUUCUGCCAUUCCUGUAAUGCUUAUUCCUGUUCAGACGAGAACCACCUUUUAGAAAACAAAAACAACCCCUGACUCCCCCCCAGAAAACACACACACACACACAAAAUAUAAAUAAAAAUAAAAAAUUGAAACCCAUUUCAGCCUCUGAGAAUUACAUAGAAGAAUACGUCCUGUACAAGAUAGUUUAUAUCCAUCUAUCCAUCAGACAAUAUUGGUCAACAAUACUAAGGAUGCUGAACCUGUAUGAAUGAAAAAUAAAAUACCCAUUUUGAAGAGAGCCGAGCAAUUGGAUAGAAAAAUUAGUCACACACAUUUGCUUCAUUAACUAGCUUCACACAAGUUAUUGAGCUUUCUGUAGCAGUUGCUGCCUGAAAGCAGGCCUAUGUGGUAUUACACAGCACGUGUGAUUCCAAGAUGAGUCUGUGUGAGGCAGCUCCAUUUCUGAAAGGAUCAUGAGGGCAUCACUGGGAACUCUGAGAAGAAGACAAGGUUGCUUGUGUCUGCCAGGAAAGUGCAGUUACAGAAGGUGGUAGUUUCUCACAGGCUGUCACUACUUCUGAAGAGCACCAUCAGCUACUUUUCAACCAGGGGUGCUUUGUGCUUUGGAUACCAGCUGGCUGAUCAGGGAGGAUCAGAAGUUCCUGCAGCAGGUGGUAGGGUGGAGCCCAUAUAAGUGCUGAGAUGCCACUAAUGCAAGACUGUAAGCUCUCAGCUAUGCUGCUUGAGGGGCAGGUGGAGUCUGGGAAGUGGGGACUCCCAAGGGUGGUGGAGGCUUGUGACUUCUUAUGACUUCUGACACCAGGAGGAUAGCUCCUACAGAAAAGCUUCCAGUAACAAAGGACUCCUGCAGCUGGAGGAAAGCAGAACUGAAGUGGGCAGUACUGGAUAGGAAUUAUAAUCUACGAUCAGAAGCAGCAGCAUCUCAAAACACUGCCAUAGAAAAGGCGAAGAUCAGGAGAUUAACGCUAAUUAACAAAUAGCUGUUGAAGUAACUGCAAAGGAUGAUGAAGGCCACCCUCACGGUAUCCUUUCUGGUGGCUGUGCUUUACCCUGCUGUUCACAGCAUGAUCCAGCCUGACCACCGUGAUGAUGAGCCCCAGGCAACUCACCUCCAGGAGCGGCAUUCCCAUGAGGGAGAUCCUCUUGGGUUCUGCCAACGGAUAGUCCCCAGCAACACGGACUUUGCCUUCAGGUUUUACAGGCAAGCGUCUGCCCAGGCACCUGGCAAGAACAUUUUCUUCUCCCCAGUCAGUGUGUCUGCUGCCUUUGCCCUGCUGGCCCUGGGCUCUAGAGCUGCAAGCCGGGUUCAGGUGCUGGAGGGGCUGGCCUUUAAUCUCACCAGCACCCGGGAGGAGGAGAUACAUGAUGGCUUUCGUCAUCUCCUCUCCUUGCUGAACCGUCCUGGCAGUCAGGUGCAGCUGAGCAUGGGGAACACCCUGUUCAUAGAUGAACACUUGAAGCCGCUGAAAACAUUUCUGAAGGAUAUCCAAAAAACAUACAGGGGAAAAAUUAUUUCUAGUAACUUCCAGAAUUCAACUGAAGCUAAGAAAGUGAUCAAUGAUCACAUAAAGAACCAAACUCAUGGGAAGAUAAAUCAAAUGUUUACAGACCUUGAUCCAAACUCUCUAAUGGUACUUGUUAAUUAUAUUUAUUUCAAAGCCUACUGGGAAAAUCCUUUCAAUGUGAAGGGGACUCGCAAGGAUUAUUUCUAUGUGAAUGCAAAGACCUCAGUUGAAGUGAAGAUGAUGACUCGAGAUAGCUUUUAUAAAAUGUAUUCUGACAAGAUGCUGUCUUGCAAGGUGGUGCAGAUUCCUUACAAGGGAGAUGUUGCAGCGUUGUUUGUCCUGCCUAAUGAAGGAAAAAUGAAAUGGUUGGAGAACGCCUUGACAAAAGAAACUGUGUCUAAAUGGGAAAAAUUACUUGAAAGACGGAGGGUAGAAGUGUAUAUUCCAAAGCUAUCUAUUUCUGGUACCUAUGACUUAAAGAAAAUGUUCAUGAAUCUGGGUGUAACAGAUGUGUUUUCUGACUGGGCUGAUCUGUCUGGAAUAACAGGAAAGCCUGAUCUGAAGAUUUCAAGAGCUAUGCACAAGUCACUGCUGAAUAUUCAUGAAAAUGGCACAGAGGCUGCAGCAGUCACUGGCACAGACUUUGCUCCUCAUUCUGUUCCUCCUGUUGUAAAAUUCAAUCGUCCAUUUUUGUUGUUGAUUGUUGAUCAAUAUACUCAAAGCAUCCUCUUCAUGGGAAAAAUUGUGAACCCUAAUGAAAAAUGAGUGGUCCAUAGCAUGUCUUUUUGAUUUAACUGCAUUCUUGAUGCACUUAUAGUCUGCAAUUAAAACCAUAUCAAAGCUGUUACGAACAUUGUUUUUUUCCAAAAAAACGAUUGAGGCAAGAAUACAGUCAAUAUUAAAAUUGUUGUUCUUA
Messenger RNA from Anas platyrhynchos (mallard), 3402 nucleotides. Its product is annotated as alpha-1-antitrypsin. The record is from RefSeq and is a predicted model, not a curated record. NCBI's taxonomy places the organism in Eukaryota, Metazoa, Chordata, Aves, Anseriformes, Anatidae. Gene Ontology annotation, molecular function: serine-type endopeptidase inhibitor activity.